Messenger RNA from Beauveria bassiana ARSEF 2860, 1200 nucleotides. Its product is annotated as carboxy-cis,cis-muconate cyclase. The record is from RefSeq and is a predicted model, not a curated record. The coding region runs from base 1 to 1200 and encodes 399 amino acids. NCBI's taxonomy places the organism in Eukaryota, Fungi, Ascomycota, Sordariomycetes, Hypocreales, Cordycipitaceae. Gene Ontology annotation, molecular function: protein binding; 6-phosphogluconolactonase activity. The transcript has 2 exons.
AUGCCGAUUCACCACCUCAUGGUCGGCACAUGGACGCCGCCCGGCGCCAUUUUCACCUUUGCCUUUGACGAUGAGGCUCUCACCCUCAAACUCGUCAAGCGCACCGCCAUUCCCAAAGACGAGCCCAUUUCCUGGAUGACCUUUAACCACAACAAAACCGCCAUCUACGGCGCCGCCAUGAAGAAGUGGUCUUCCUUUGCCGUCGAGUCUCCUACCGCCAUCACGCACCAAGUCUCGCAUUCCAUGCUCCAUGACCGUAAGCUCAUCCUCACGACCCCAAACCCCCGCGAGUUCUUUCCUCCUCGCCUCUCGCCUUGCCUCCAUUCACUUACAAACUCUUUCUCAGCCGAAGCCUCCUCCGCUGACACCAACACCCGCGCCAUCUUUCUCCUCGCCGCGCGCCUGCCCCCGUACGGCGUCUACUGCAACCCUUUCUACUCCCACGCCGGCCACGGCACCGUCUACUCCGCCGACCCCUCCACCGGGGCCCUCCUCCCUCACGACGCGCAACACUUUCCCUACCAGCCCUCCUCCGGCAUCCACGGCACCGCCCUGUCCCCCGACGACGCCGAGCGCCACCUCUACUCCGCCGACCUCACCGCCAACAAGCUCUGGGUGCACCGCCGCCCCGACCCUUCCUCGCCGCACGUCGAGCUCGUCGGCAGCGUCGACGCGCCCGAUCCGCGCGACCACCCGCGCUGGGUCGCCGUGCACCCGUCCGGCUCGCACCUCUACCUGCUCAUGGAAAAGGGCAACCGCAUCUGCGAGUACGCCAUUGACAAAAAGGGUUCGCAUAUGCCGACGUACACGGGCCGCCACUUUCCGCUCAUCCCGCCGGGUAUACCCGACCGCUGGACCAUGUACCGCGCCGACGUCUGCGCCGUGUCGCACUCGGGCAAGUACUUGUUUGCGAGUUCCAGGUCGAAUAGCGUCGAGUUGACGGGAUAUGUGGCGGCUUUUAAGCUGAGCGAAGAGGAUGGGCGGAUUGAGCGCCAGAUCCUGCUCAACCCGACGCCGACGAGCGGCGGACACAGCAACGCGGUCGCGCCGGCGGAUUGGACCGAUGAGUGGCUCGCGCUGACGGACGACGAGCAGGGAUGGUUGGAGAUUUACCGCUGGCAGGACGAGUUCCUGGCGCGGGUGGCGAGGGUGCGGGUGCCAGAGCCUGGCUUUGGCAUGAAUGCGAUCUGGUAUGAUUGA